Rhineura floridana is the source of this 1669-nucleotide messenger RNA. It is a transcript of the gene TCEANC, whose product is annotated as transcription elongation factor A N-terminal and central domain containing. The transcript is spliced from 3 exons. The record is from RefSeq and is a predicted model, not a curated record. Gene Ontology annotation, cellular component: nucleus. Gene Ontology annotation, biological process: DNA-templated transcription. Lineage: Eukaryota; Metazoa; Chordata; Lepidosauria; Squamata; Rhineuridae. Bases 518 to 1543 code for a protein of 341 amino acids.
CCACCCCUCCCACUGCCACCCCUCCUAAGCUUAUAUCACAACACUAUUGGGGCCUGCAUAACUAGAGUUGCCAGGUAUCUGAUGUUUCCCGGAGACUGGAUUUUUGGGGUCCUUUGUGCCUAUCUAGAACGUGCCCUUGAUCUCUGGUAACGCUGCCUCUUGCUUGCCUGCACGGAGGACCAACAGGAGUGCCUACGUCUGUGGAGAAGCUAGCUUAUUGAGUACAAAGUUUGGUAUUUUUGUCUUUAUACUGGAAGACGUCUGGUGCGGCAGGGGGGAGACGCUUGUAGAAGAAAGCUAUUAGCGGGACGGGAGGACGUAUCUAACUAUUUGGGCAAAAAGAGAGAGAGAGAAAAUAAACACACCAACAAGAGACUAUUCGCUUUAGCUGCCAAAAAAAAAAGAAAAAAGCGCGCACGUAUGUUGCGUCAUGUUGCGUCCACUUCACAGAGGGGCGGGCCUGGGCUGACGAACUAAAAGGUUGCCUUCAGUGGGCCUGAUUACACAAGGAUUUGAAAUGUCUCUCAAAAAAGUUAUCAUAACUAGAACUGAUUGUAUAGAGAAUCUACUCUCUGAAAAAAAUUAUCAAGAUAUUAGAAGUCAUCUUCUGUAUCUUGAAACUGUUGAUAUGACUGUAGACUGUCUUCAGGAGACUGAUGUUGCCAAAGCUGUGUUCAGAAUCCUCAAGAAUUGCCCCUCUAUGGUGAUGAAAAAUAAGGCAAAGUAUUUACUGUCAAAGUGGAAAGCACUUUGUAAGAAUAAUUAUAAUCAAUCAAUAGAGGUUAAGCCAGUAAUAUCUGAUAAUGCAAAAGAGGAUUCUGAUGACCUUCAGGUCAUACUAGAAGAUGCAAACUCUUCUGAAAAACAGAAUCAGGAUGAAAUAUUAGGCCCUCACAGUUCCAAGAAUUGCCUGCUACCAGAAAACCAUCCAAAAGAUACUGAAAGUAACAUGCAAAAAGAUAAUGCAGUUCAACUGGCACUUCAAAAGCCUUCAAGUUCAGCUGUGAGAUGCAAAUGUACAGAGCUCCUCUGUGAAGCUUUGAUUGAUUCCUCAACAAGUAAUGAAGAAAGUGAAAAGCACUACAAGAUUGGUGAAGAAAUUGAACAACAUAUUUUUGCGCUUUAUGCUAAAAAUGAUAGAAAAUACAAAAAUUGCAUCCGAAGCAAAGUUUCUAACUUGAAGAAUCCAAAAAAUACUCAGCUAAGACAUAACCUGUUUGUAGGAGCUCUGAGUCCUAAGACAUUUGCAGAAAUGUCUGCAAUGGAAAUGGCACAUGAUGAACUAAAGCAGCUCAGAGCUUCAUAUACAGAAUCGUCUGUUUUGGAGCAUCAGCUCCCCCAGAGUGUCAAUGGUACACAUACAAACAAAAUAAAAUGUAGAUGUUGUGAAAAAUUUAAUUGCACUGUUACUGCAAUUGCCAGGGGAGCUCUUUUCCUUCCUGGUUGGGUGCGAAAUACAAAUCCAGAUGAACAAAUGAUGACUUACAUAAUUUGUAAUGAAUGUGGAGAGCAGUGGUACCACAGCAGAUGGAUUUGUUUGUGAUUCUGCAUUCUUUCAUGAAUAUGUCAGAGGACAUAAAAAUAAAAUAUGAAAUUACCAAAGUACAAAUAUCUGAAUAUAGAAAAACUGUAAGUGCUUUCAUGUUUGGUAAUGCAAUAAAAAUAUGAA